Molecule: messenger RNA, 3493 nt
Organism: Cyclopterus lumpus (lumpfish)
Lineage: Eukaryota; Metazoa; Chordata; Actinopteri; Perciformes; Cyclopteridae
Gene: rbm10
Product: RNA binding motif protein 10
Exons: 23
Coding region: 183-2984 (933 amino acids)
Biological process (GO): mRNA splicing, via spliceosome
Cellular component (GO): nucleus
Molecular function (GO): RNA binding
Source: RefSeq, a predicted model, not a curated record
CCCGCCCCCUCCGAGUUGUUGUCUUGCUGUGGCCAUUUUACACAGUGUUCCGUGAAAAAUAAAACACUCUUCUCAUCUGGGCUUCGACGUGACAUUAAGAGAACUAUUGUUGGUUACAUGUGGCACUGGGUGUCCAAUGCUGUAACCAACUAGAAAAAAGGCAGACAAGGAAGUAAAUCAUCAUGGACUAUGAGCGGAGCAGGGGUGGGCGAGGUGAUCGCACAGGUCGCUAUGGUAAUACCCACAACGAUCAUAACUUUCGUGACAUGGACUACCGAGGCUAUGGCCAGGAGGAUGAGGAUGCAGGAGCAGGAUAUGAUGUCAGAGCAGAGGAGGACAGACUAUAUGGCCAUGAAGAGCAAUCGCUGGGUGUCCAUGACUUUUCACCAGGUCGUCUCCAGGACCGUCCGGGGUUUCACCAGAGAGGAGAGGGGUGUGGAGGGAAAGGGCUCCUGUGGCCCCCAUGCGCUCAGUCUCUGCCGGAUUUAGUCCCUCCAUUGCUUCAGAGAGAGGAAGAGGGAUCCAGGCAGGAGUUCGAGCACCUAUUGACUGGUCGGCAGGAAAGAGGUCGGGGGAAAGGUGGAAGAGGCUUUCCUGAGAACAGUACCCCUCAUUCAGGGGGUAGGGAUGGCAACUGGGGUUGUGGUGGGGCUCAUUCAGAACAGAUGGAAUACAAUACUGCGAGACAGAGAGAGGAGGACAGGUUCUCCCGUGCAGCGGUCAAGAGGAGGGCCUUUCAAGUGGGGGAAGAGGAGAGAAGUGCUGCUCCAGACCUGUCCCUUGAGGAGUUGGACCAGGACUACCGUGCAGAUCUAGACAAUAACCAAAGGCCAAGCAAUAUCAUAAUGCUUCGCAUGCUGCCACCCAAUGUCACCACAAAUGAGAUCCGAGCGCAACUUCAGGAGCAGGGGAUCCAGCCAAGAGAGGUUCGUCUCAUGAGAAACAAAUCCUCAGGUCAGAGCCGAGGAUUCGCCUUCGUCGAGUUUAAUGUCAUACAGGAGGCCACCCGCUGGAUGGAGACCAACCAGGGAGUACUGUUGAUUCUGGGACAAAGAGUGUCGAUGCACUACAGUGACCCAAAACCGCGUGCCAAUGAGGACUGGCUCUGCAACAAGUGCGGUGUGCAAAACUUUAAAAGGAGAGAGAAGUGCUUCAAAUGCAGUGUGCCUAAAUCAGAGGCUGAGCUGAAGUUGCCCCAAUUGCAGAGGGAUUUGCCUGUUGGUCUUCAAAAGGAGGGAGCCCAAGGCUUAUUGCCAUUGCCAGCCCCCUACCACUCUUCUGGUCCUACUGUCAGUCCAGGACAGUCUACACAGCAGACGGAUGUGGCCAAUGACACUCUGAUACUCAGAAACCUCGGCCCUCAUACCGCAGUGGAAACUAUCUUAUCUGCUUUGGCUCCAUUUGCCACUCUCUCCCCCUCCAAUGUUCGCCUAAUCAAGGACAAGCACACACAUCUCAACAGGGGUUUUGCCUUUCUACAGCUUUCUACAAUAGUGGAAGCAUCUCAGCUGCUCCAGAUCUUGCAGGCUCUCCAGCCGACUCUCUCCAUUGAUGGGAAAGCAAUCGUGGUGGAGUUUGCCAAAGGCUCCAAACGUGAUGUGUUCUUGACAGAUGGCAGCAGAGUGAGUGCUGCUACAGUGGCCAGCACAGCAAUAGCUGCUGCACAGUGGGCUGUCACGCAGACUGCUCAGAAUGGAUCGGGUGUAAGCCAGAGUAUAGAUACACCAGUGUAUCAGCAGGGGGCAGCAGUAACAUACAACCAGGAAGGGAAUGAAUACUCUGGGCUAGAUGGCACCACUUUCAAGGCCCAGGCAGAUGUCAGGGUUGCUGCUUUACCUGGUGCAGGAGCAGCCCAGAUGGGGGCAUACACAGGAGGAGCAGCCUCAGCUGACAGAGUGGCAUCUGGAUCAGCAGUCGUGCAGCAGCCUUAUACUCAUACACAGACUGCUCUCAUCACCACAGCUACCACACCAGUACAGGUUGAGAUAGUGGGAAAACCACAACCUUGUCCCGGCCAACCUGCGACCCCAGGCACGGAAAACGAGCUCCAGCAAUACCCUGUGCCAGAUGUGUCCACAUAUCAGUAUGACGAAAGCUCUGGCUACUACUACGACCCUCUCACAGGCCUCUACUAUGACCCCAACUCCCAGUACUACUACAACCCUCACAUGCAGCAUUACAUGUACUGGGAUGGAGAGAAGCACACCUACAUUCCUGCUGCAGCUGGCCAGUCAAACUCUGAAGGUGCUCCCUCAAGCAUGGGCGAAGCCCCUUCAGACUCACCGUUUGCUACGCUUGGCAAGGAGAAGAAAGACAAACCCAAGAAUAAAACUGCUCAACAGAUUGCAAAAGAUAUGGAGCGCUGGGCUAAGAGUCUCAACAGACACAAGGAGAACAUGCGUUCCGUCUCCUCCUCCCCUGCCGUCGGCUCCACAACGCUUCCACCUGGUUACACUCGGGCACCGGGCCACAGUCGCCUCGAUGACCGCCGAGAAUCUGCUAGUGCUGACGCAGGCUAUGCUGUUCUGGAGAAAAAGGGUGCACUGUCUGAACGGCCUCAGAUCUUUCUGGACCAGAUACGACAAAGUGUAGAACGGUCCCCUCCUCAGCAGCAGGGUCUGGUCCCAGCCUACAGUGGAGAAACUGACAGCGAAGAAGAAGGAGGUGACAAAGAAGAGAAGGAAGGGAGAAUGACGGACUGGGUUAAACUGGCCUGUCUGCUGUGUCGGAGGCAGUUCCCCAGCAAGGAGGCCCUCAUCAGGCACCAGCAGCUCUCUGAGCUGCAUAAGCAAAAUUUGGAGCAGAGACGAGUACAGCAGGAAUGUUCAGGGAAAGAGCGACUUUCGGAUGGACCUGAGCCUCUUGAUCCUAAAAGAAGGAAGUUUAGCCCCAUUGACGCGAUCACGGGUAGUAGUCUUGGUGCCAGAAUGCUGCAGGGAGGAAUGAAGAAAGGGCUUCUAUUGCGCAAUGUGCAAGUGGACUGAGCCCUCACCCUGAAAUCUCAACUUCCUCACCCAGGACAAUGACAAAGCUUAGCACGCAACACUUCAUCAUUAACGUCACAUAGAUAAACCUCUUAAUUUUGGUUUGUAAUUACAAUUACCUCAAAAGUGGUAAUACACUCAUGAACUGAUCCUGUAGCAGUGGAUGUCAGGAUAUUGCACAGAUUGCACUUUUUUUGCUUUCUUCUUGAAUGAUGCAGUUUUGUGUUCUCACGUGCUUCAGAGCUUGUGUGUGAUAAACAAGCCUUAUGUGGUUAGGGAACAUUUGGGAUUUUCUAAUAUUACUGUCUAUGCACCAUAGAUUUUUUUUAAUUUAAUGCUAUACGCCUUGUCAUUCAGUGAAUGACUGAUCUGGGCAUGGACUAUACAUUUUAGAAGAGGUCUCAUGAACGGGACAGGGUCACACUAAAACUAGUGUGUACAUGAAAAGUGUGUUUGUCAUGUUGCACAUAUUAAUUCCCAAUGUAAUACAUCAUUAUCUCGAGAAAGUA